CUGGCUCCGAAAUACCGUCCUCGUCUUUUCUCUAGAAUGAAAGUCCUUGAAACAUCGCAGAAAGACAAUAAAGCCACAACACCCAAAAACAAAAUGUUACAACACUAUUUACCAGCUGGAGAUCGUUGCUAUAGUUGUGUUCAUUGUCGAGCCAAUUUGGCCAGUCAUAGCGAUUUAAUUUCAAAAUCAUUUCAAGGCAGUCAAGGAAAAGCUUAUCUCUUCAAUGCUGUCGUGAAUAUCGGUUGUGGGCCAGCAGAAGAACGAAUACUACUUACUGGAUUACAUGCUGUUGCUGAUAUUUAUUGUGAAAAUUGUAAAACUACUCUUGGAUGGAAAUACGAACAUGCAUUUGAAUCAUCUCAAAAGUACAAAGAAGGAAAAUUCAUUAUUGAAUUGGCUCAUAUGGUUAAAGAUAAUGGCUGGGAUGAGGAUCAGGAAGAACAUGAAUUUCGACGCAAAUCCAUUUCGUGA
This is a messenger RNA of Auanema sp. JU1783, 471 nucleotides long. The record is from the annotation of a GenBank genome assembly. NCBI's taxonomy places the organism in Eukaryota, Metazoa, Nematoda, Chromadorea, Rhabditida, Rhabditidae.